AUGGCUACAAGAAUUGAGAUUCCAUCCUUUUUGAAAGAGAUGUCUUAUGAAUUAUAUAAGAAAGAACUGCUAGCGUGGAAUGAAAUCACGGAGCUAAAGAAAGAGAAAAGAGCGAUAGCAGUAGCCCUUUCAUUACCACAAGGCAGUGAGUCAAGGAUUAGAGAGAAGGUGUUUGAGCAAUUAGAGCUGUCGGAGCUCAAGUGUCAGGAAGGUUUCGAGAAUCUAUUGAAGUUUCUAGAUACGAACUUGGCUAAAGACGACCUGGCAGACAGUAUUGAUAAAUUUGAUGAUUUUGAAAACUUCAGGCAAAGGGAAAAUCAAUCCAUGCGUGAUUUUAUCUCAGAAUUUGAUACAAAGUAUAGGAGAUUAGAACAGAAACGAAUGAAGAUGUUACCUGAGAUUCUGGCCUUCAAGCUGCUCGGAAAGGCAAGAAUUACACAAACUGAGAAGAUGCUAGUUCUGACAUGUAUGAACUUUGCUCGUCGGGAGUCGCUGUAUGAAGAAGCAAAGGCAUCUCUUAGAAAGUUCAAAGGAGAAGUUAAUAAAGGGAAAGAGUUCGAUGCCUGUAUCAAACUUGAGCCGAGAAGUUUGGAAAGACGAGGUGAACAACAGUUGAACCACAGCAGACGUGAAAACUUCAAGAGCUUUGAAAGACGAGGUGAACAACAGUUGAACCACAGCAGACGUGAGAACUUCAAGAGCUUUGAAAGACGAGGUGAACAACAGUUGAACCACAGCAGACGUGAAAACUUCAAGAAACAUGAAUCGUUUAGAAGUUUGGAAAGACGAGGUGAACAACAGUUGAACCACAGCAGACGUGAAAACUUCAAGAGCUUUGAAAGACGAGGUGAACAACAGUUGAACCACAGCAGACGUGAGAACUUCAAGAAACAUGAACAGUUGAGCAGUUUGGGAAGACGAGGUGAACAACAGUCGAACCACAGCAGACGUGAGAACUUCAAGAAACAUGAAUCGUUUAGAAGUUUGGGAAGACGAGGUGAACAACAGUUGAACCACAGCAGACGUGAGAACUUCAAGAAACAUGAAUCGUUUAGAAGUUUGGAAAGACGAGGUGAACAACAGUUGAACCACAGCAGACGUGAAAACUUCAAGAAACAUGAACAGUUGAGCAGUUUGGGAAGACGAGGUGAACAACAGUUGAACCACAGCAGACGUGAGAACUUCAAGAAACAUGAAUCGUUUAGAAGUUUGGAAAGACGAGUUGAACCACAGCAGACUGAGAACUUCAAGAGCUUUGAAAGACGAGGUGAACAACAGUUGAACCACAGCAGACGUGAAAACUUCAAGAGCUUUGAAAGACGAGGUGAACAACAGUUGAACCACAGCAGACGUGAAAACUUCAAGAGCUUUGAAAGACGAGGUGAACAACAGUUGAACCACAGCAGACGUGAAAACUUCAAGAGCUUUGAAAGACGAGGUGAACAACAGUUGAACCACAGCAGACGUGAGAACUUCAAGAAACAUGAACAGUUGAGCAGUUUGGGAAGACGAGGUGAACAACAGUCGAACCACAGCAGACGUGAGAACUUCAAGAAACAUGAAUCGUUUAGAAGUUUGGGAAGACGAGGUGAACAACAGUUGAACCACAGCAGACGUGAGAACUUCAAGAAACAUGAAUCGUUUAGAAGUUUGGAAAGACGAGGUGAACAACAGUUGAACCACAGCAGAUGUGAAAACUUCAAGAAACAUGAAUCGUUUAGAAGUUUGGAAAGACGAGGUGAACAACAGUUGAACCACAGCAGACGUGAGAACUUCAAGAAACAUGAAUCGUUUAGAAGUUUGGAAAGACGAGGUGAACAACAGUUGAACCACAGCAGACGUGAAAACUUCAAGAGCUUUAAAAGACGAGGUGAACAACAGUUGAACCACAGCAGACGUGAAAACUUCAAGAAACAUGAACAGUUGAGCAGUUUGGGAAGACGAGGUGAACAACAGUUGAACCACAGCAGACGUGAAAACUUCAAGAGUUUUGAAAGACGAGAUAAAGAGCAGUUGAAAUCUACCAGCAAGCUGAAAGUGGAACAUCAUGGAUGUAGACUAUAUAAAGGUGAAAGUCACUUUAGAAGUGAAGGUCAAGUCAGAAACAUUGCUCGAGAUCAGUUCUCUCAACCAAGAAAGAAAGGUUUAAACCCAUUAGGUCGUGAUGGAAAUGUUUUGAGAUGCAUAUCUUGUGGGUCAUAUAGACAUCUUUUGUCUAAAUGUCCAGACAGCUGGGAGAAUCUGACAGAGACGCUCAAAGUUGUAGAGGACGAAAAGGGAACUUGUCCGUUGACUGGAGACCACAGAGAGAAAGAUUUCACAACGAGGCUAUGA
This is a messenger RNA of Biomphalaria glabrata, 2334 nucleotides long. Its product is annotated as protein split ends-like. The transcript has 3 exons. The coding region runs from base 1 to 2334 and encodes 777 amino acids. Lineage: Eukaryota; Metazoa; Mollusca; Gastropoda; Planorbidae. The record is from RefSeq and is a predicted model, not a curated record.